Molecule: messenger RNA, 3078 nt
Organism: Aureobasidium musti
Lineage: Eukaryota; Fungi; Ascomycota; Dothideomycetes; Dothideales; Saccotheciaceae
Source: the annotation of a GenBank genome assembly
AUGUCGACAGAUUACUUUCAGUACGGUGCCCUCGCAUCACCCGCACGAACGCCUGAACACACUCCACCAGAACUUGCAGCAUCGAAGCCUUCCUCACGUGGUCGUACGAAACACCGUGACUUUUCCACUAAAUCGGCUCCACUGCCCUCGUUCGAUGCAUCCGACAUCUCUGAGAUCCUCACCUUACGACGCGAGCUCGACUCAAAACACCAAUUCAUCGAUACUCUCGAAGAAAAUCUCAAGAACACAAAUACGGAAAACGAAACUCUUUCUGGCCAACUUCGCGAAAGUACAAAGAAGACAAGGCAACUGGAACAGAAGUUCAAGCUCCUCGAGAACGGCACUUUCGAUGCCGUCGAGGGUCUACUCGCUGAGCGAGACAAUGUCAAGAUUGCGAAUCAAGAGCUACGAAACAAGCUGGAUGCAGCAACCAAGAAGACCAAGACCUUGGAGGAAGAGAACAUCCGGGCGAGAGAAGCAUGGGAUCAGGAGAGACGUUCGUGGCAAACCGACAAGCGCCAACUAGAGCAGAAGGUUCACAUUUCCGAAACACGCUUACGAGCAGUGGUAGAAGAAGUUCGAACUCAUCAUCUUGCUUCUCAAGCUCAGCAGAAGCUUGAAGAUACAUCCGGCGACAACAGUGAUGCUGCCAGUGUCCACUCUUACCGACAUGCAAGGCAUGCUAGAAACCAAAGCAGUAUGAGCGUCCGGAGUCUUGCACCUUCUAUAAGCAGUGUUCGAAGGCCAGCCAUGACUUCUCUGGCCAAUGAGCUCAACUCGGACGAUGAGGACUAUGACACAGAAGACCUGAAAGGGGAUGACGAGGAUCUUCCUUUGUUCGCCCAGAAUCGUUCAAUCGAAGCUCCUAUUAGUCCCCCAGAUACACCGCACUAUGUUACCAACGGAGAUGUCCAGAAAGAAACCCCAGCGAAGCCGGUCUAUCAAUCAGUUUCGACACAAACAGAACUUGCUGUUCCUGGGGAUCUGGCAUCCAGACGAAACGUGGCCAUGGCUGCGGUAGAAGUUCUUCCAAUCCCAGCUAUCACCAUCCAACCUCCGUUGUCGCCUAGAGCUGGUGAGAGCGUCCUGCCUCCUGGUAUGCGCAGUAGCUUUGUGCAGACAGAAGAAGUACCUCCUGCGCCGAUGCUAGACGCCGCCGUGCAGACAGAAGAGAUCAGAAUUGACCGAAGACCAAUCAAGCUUCCACCCUAUCUAUUGCCAAGCGCUCUGGAGCAAGGUGUUCCAACCGCAGGCCACGAGUCUCAAACAGCUACGAAGCGCCGUGUGGUCAUGCAUCGAAGCACCUUUAGCAAAGAUGGUAAUCGUCUGCCUCUGAAGCCUAUCGACCUCCCACCGCCUAGGCUUCGCUCGGUGAACAAUGGCAAACAUCAGCACCAGCAGUCGGAAGACAAUUCCUCAGAACCCACACCACCGCAGUGGUAUGUGGACACGGACGCCAACGAUCAAUUAGCCGAGUCGAGUGAUGAUAUGAGAGCCAUCUUUGGGAACAUGCCUGGUAUCGUUCGUCCUAGUGUACGGUCACUGUUCAAUGGCCCUCCAAAGACUGUACCAGAAAACCGAGCAGUUUCUCCUGGCAAUUUUGUCAUCAGUCCUGAAAGACCUUCUGUCUUCGCUCAUGGCAAGAGGAUGGGAUCUGACGGCAGCUCAAACCAGAGUCGUCCACCUAGCUCAAGGGGGACAGCCCAUUCUGUAAGAACAGGACCUUUCUUCAGCUCUCAUGAGCGUAAAUCAAGCAGACCGAAUACUGCAAGCAGUUAUGGCGCAACACCAGCACCGCCAUUCCCUAUUCCUGGCCGUAUAAGCUCGAGGCCUCCUACUAGUGAAGGACCCCAAAGCCCCACCGUACGCGGGUCUCAGUCAAUGCGAUCACGUCGGUUAAGCAAGGAGUCUCGAGUUGGGCCCGAUGGCGGCCUUAGAAAGGUACAGUCGUCCGGUGCUAUGAGAACAAAUGCUCGCAUGUCUCCAAGACGUAGGAGAAGAGCACCAGAUCUCGAACCUAUCAAGUCAAUGGCAUUUGACACACCGUCCAAAGACAACUUGCUCCUUCCUGACAUAGUCACUCCAACACACGAAAGCUUCGGUAACCCUCACAGAAACCAAAACAUCAUAGAUUCUCCAGACUUCGACCAGGAUAGUGCAGUGGAAGAAGAGGAUGAGCAGAGCCAAGACAAUGUUAUUGUUGAUGCCAUAGCAGCCACCAUGGUCGGCGAGUGGAUGUGGAAGUACGUUCGCAGACGUCGAUCCUUUACCAUCGGCGAGUCUAGGGCAGACCAGAUAGAUGAAGGAGCCGGCAGCGGUGUGCGACACAAGCGAUGGGUGUGGCUUUCGCCAUACGAGCAAACGGUCAUGUGGAGUUCCAAGCAACCAAAUUCAGGUCCAGCAUUACUUGGAAAAGCUGGGCGUAAAUUGCUUGAUGUCAAAGACACGACGCCGCUACACAAAAGUGCUUCACAUGAGCCCAUCUUUGACAGGUCAAUACUCAUCUUGACCCCAGAGCGAGCCCUCAAGCUUACUGCUUGCAACAAAGAAAGACACUAUCUUUGGCUUACAGCCCUAUCUUUCCUUGCACAGUCGGGUCGUGGUCCUCCUCAGGUGCCUCGUUUGUCACCCGAACCAGAGCCUACAUCUGGCAAUACGCAUCGACGACGGUCGUCAUUACUGCCAGGACCUAUCUUGCCGACGAAGACAGCCAUUGGACCAGCGUUAGCACAGAACCAUGUCAAGGGACAUCAGCGUCUGGAUACAGCUGACUCGACUGCUCCGCCUGACAUCUCUAGGAUUAAUGGUGGCCGCCACCAACGCAAGCGAAGCAGCACAAACCCCCUGUUUGCACGUAGAUCGUCAAACACAGCUACAUACCAAACUUCUGCCAGCGGUCCGACUCGUCCGAAUCUCAGACCUGGCGACCGAGAUGGUUCAGACCGCUCAAUCGGUACGGUACGUAUGGAUGCCUUUAUCGGUCAGGGCAGAGGUGAUAAUAACACACGGGACAUGAUGACAGGCAAAGGGUAUAUUUUCGGCGAGAGCUUGGAAGUGGACCCAUUCGAGGAAUUCUAG